This is a messenger RNA of Leptosia nina, 504 nucleotides long. The record is from the annotation of a GenBank genome assembly. NCBI's taxonomy places the organism in Eukaryota, Metazoa, Arthropoda, Insecta, Lepidoptera, Pieridae.
AUGCCGCGAACCACGAGAAGAUCAUUAAAAACACUACAGCAUACUGCUACGGACACGGAAAACCUAGUGGGUAGGCCAUCAAAAAGCCUGAAGCAUCAACUCACCCAAGAAACACUAGUAGAUGUUGAAGUAAAAAGAAAGAAUAUAGCAACCAAAGAGGUGCAAGUAGACAUUAAGGAAAAGGUAACAGCAGAUGAUCUGACCAACCCUGAAGGUGCUUCAGAGAAGUACUGGCAAAUUUUGGCAGAAAAAAGACAGCAAGCUUUACAAGAGGCCUUAGAUGAAAAUGAAAAGUUAAGGAAAAUAAUUGAUGAUUUGAAAGAAGAAAAUGUGCAGUACAAACAAAUGUUAGAAGAAGCUAACAGCUUUGUUGAAGUCAUAAAGGAGGAGCUUGCAAAUGGCAGUAAUAAUGAUACAGGCAUUGAUGUUAACGAUAUCAGCACAGCUGAUGAUACAGUGGAUGACUUGCAGGAAAAUAAUGAAGAGGAAGAAACAAAAGACUGA